Molecule: messenger RNA, 2943 nt
Organism: Oldenlandia corymbosa var. corymbosa
Lineage: Eukaryota; Viridiplantae; Streptophyta; Magnoliopsida; Gentianales; Rubiaceae
Source: the annotation of a GenBank genome assembly
AUUUUACAAUCUGGGUAUACCUUCCACAGAGUACCUACAUGCUCUAUAUUAUAAUUAGGACCAAAAGUGCUUUUUGUACCAAAAAAAACAAGCGACCAAAAAAACAGGCGUUUGUUACUCAAGAAGAGCAGAGUCAUUAUUGGUCGUUGAUCGGACUCCUCCUCCUUUGAACGGAGAUCGUCUUCGUUCUUCGGCCUCUGUGCCACCGACCACCAUGUGCUCAUUAGAGAAACGCGGCAACCUAUUCAUAUUGACUCUAACCGGCGACGGCGAGCACCGAUUAAACCCGACUCUGAUUGACUCCAUCCGGGAUGCACUCCGGCAAGCCAGGUCCGAAUGCAGUGGUUUCUCAGCCCUAAUAACGACGGCCCAAGGCAAGUACUUCACAAAUGGCUACGACCUGAAUUGGGCCGGAAGCAAUGUCGGCCGGCAACAGCUGAUGUCAUCCAAGCUCCGUUCUCUCGUUUCCGACCUAAUUACUUUCCCUAUGCCCACGAUCGCCGCCGUCACUGGCCAUGCCUCAGCGAGUGGGUUUAUCUUGGCACUCUGUCAUGAUUAUAUCUUGAUGAGGAAGGACAGGGGAUUCCUUUACAUGAGCGAGAUGGACAUUGGGUUGAAAAUUUCUCUUUGGUUUGGGGCUCUGAUUAAGAGCAAGAUUGGUUCACCGAUGGUCAGGCGGGAGGUUGUUAUGAAAGCAGCUAAGUUGACGGCAGAUAUGGGAGUUGAAAUGGGAAUUGUAGACUCGGCACAUGCUACCGCCGCGGAGACAGUUAGUGCUGCUAUGAAAUUAGGAGAGGAGUUGGUUGAAAGGAAAUGGAAUGGACAUAUUUAUGGCCAAAACAGGAUGACUGUCCUGUAUGAUGUGUUGAGCUCACUAGGAUUUGAUGAGACGGUGGGUGAUUAUGGUGGCGCCAGUAAAAUCUUUUCAAAGUUGUGAGAUUGUCAACUCAAUGCCAAUACCACAGGUUAAUUUGAAGCGAAUUUCUUCAGUAGCCAGAUUGUGAACUACAAAUCGAGGUUCCUUCUUGGUUUAAUGUAUCAUGAUUCACUGUGUUUUUCUGCUUGUAAAAUAUCAUGAAUUUGAAUAUUUUUUGUAUAAUAAUAUCAUGAGUUGAGUGUUUAAGUUUUGUCCUGUGUAGAAUUUCAGCUGGGUACAUUAGACAAUAGGCAGUACUUUUCUAUGCUCUUUUCAUUUUUCGGUAUUGUUUGCUUGCACUUCAUUUUGGUGACGGGUAAUGGAUGGUAUCAUAAUGCACAUAUAAUAGUAUGCACAUGAUUGCACACUGGUUGUAUUUGCUAAUUUGUAGCGGUGUCCUAAACCUUCAUGUAUCAUCUCUUAGAAGCUCUUUUCUCCCAUGUAUAUCUCUGUUAUAUAUAGUGUGCUAAAACUGAUAAGGGGGAAAUUUUAAUGCUGAAGACAUUUGAUAAAACUGAUGGAGCUGAUAUAGCUAUUCAUGAAGUUCCUUUGAUCAUGAAGUUCUCUGCUGAAAGUGGCACCUCCAGUAUUAUCAAGCUUUUGAAAUGAUUACAAACUAUUUUGAUUGGGGUUCUAGGGAAAUGCUAGUUGUUGCACUUCCUAUUGUUUGCAUUGAGUAGCAACAGUGGCUUGAUUAAUGGGCUCAAGCAGAAAGGGGAACGGAUACCCUGGUGCCUUUGAGAAAAGGAAAGAGACUUAAACGAAGAGUAAGUUCCCAGUUUAUAGUGUGUUUCCGACUAUGUUGAGGUACUUCUAGCGUCUAGGUUACAUCAAACCAUUGGGAGGUACAUGAGUUGCUAUGUCUCUAUUAUUCCAUAUUCUUGCUGGAUAAUUUUGAACUGGGUGACUCGAGUUAAAUGAAGUAGGAAGCAGAUGAUAUGGCGAAACUUUGUACUGAAAUAAUUGGCUGAAUUCUGUCCGGGUCGUAGUCAGAAAAGAGAUCUAAAAGAAGGUGUAUCAAAUGCUGAACACAUCGAGUGCAGACCUAAGUUUGUGAAAGAUCACGACAUCUAAUCUUUCUUUAGAAUAUAAUACCAUUUACGUAGUGCAGAACAUUAAUAAGGAAGCUGAACAUCUGUCUGUGGUUGAAGAUCUUGUUUAAUUUUUAUAAAACGUAAUGGCAACAGAGUGCUGUUGAGCUAGCAUCUCUUAGUUUGGUCAGACAUCAUUUUUGGUUUUUGAUUUUUUCAAAGUCUGGUGGACUAUACUGGUUGGAUGAAGUAUUGUGGCUUUUUCAAGGUAAGAUAGUGUCCCUGAUAGCUCAGCUGGAGGUGGUUAAGAAAGCAGCUAUGCUGAUUGCCAAUAUGACAGUGGAAAGGGGAACUGUGGACAUGGUACAUGGUAGCAUGGAGGAGACAGUGAUGCUUUGAAAUUUUGGGAGGACUUGGGUGGAAGGAAAGGGGAUCGACUGUCCAAGCCUCCAUGGUGAAAACAGGAUGAAUGUUUUACACAAUGUUUUGAGGGCGGGAUUUGAUGAGAAAAUAUGCAAUUAUGGUGGUGGCACCAAAAUGUUGGAAGUUAUGAAUUUCUGACCUAAAAGAGAACUCCAGUCACACCGGUGAGUUAAAUUAGCCCUACUAGCAUGUUGGGGACUUCUUCCUAGUUUUCGAGCCUCUCAAAAUGCUUAGAAAGGCUAGUUUUAGCAUAUGAAUUUUUGAGGGUUCCUUCUAGGUUUAACCUGUUCUCAUUCACCCAGCGUUAUGUUCUCUCUGCCGAAGAAAAUAGUCCACAGAUUUGUACUAAUUUUAGUACAAAUCGGAGACUAUCUUUCUGGAACGGAGAGAGUAUCAUUUAUCUGAAGUUUAUAUUUUAUCCUGGGAAAUUAAACUAGACAAAAACUUAUUUUGUUAUGGAUCCUCUCAAACUUCUUAAAUAUAAGAAGCUUAUAAUUGACGAUUGACUGUAUCAGUUUCUAAAACAGAUCCUGAUGCCAAGGUUUGAUUUUUUUUUUAAUUAUUUUUUUUUUU